This is a messenger RNA of Gaeumannomyces tritici R3-111a-1, 699 nucleotides long. RefSeq lists its product as hypothetical. The coding region runs from base 1 to 699 and encodes 232 amino acids. The transcript is spliced from 2 exons. NCBI's taxonomy places the organism in Eukaryota, Fungi, Ascomycota, Sordariomycetes, Magnaporthales, Magnaporthaceae. The record is from RefSeq and is a predicted model, not a curated record.
AUGGUCAGAGCCCACACCUUUGGCUGGGCGAGGACGGUCCUCAACCUUCUCGUCCUAGCAUACUUGGUGGCGUUCGCUCUUGCAACCUCACCAUACGACACUGCCUUUUCCAAGGGGGGCGAGAACUACACGGCCAUUAUUGGCGGUGGCCGCGGCGUCCUCGCAGCAGCCCAGGCCACGGAGAUAGAGCGCACGUGCGGCGGCUUCGACACUUCCGACAAGGGCAACUCGAAGCAGCUCGCCGACAGCUGGCGCAGGUGGACCAGCGAGUACAGCGACGGCUGGUGCCCCGUGCCGGCCCGCACGUGUCGGCGCUUCGCGUGCUGGAACACGAGCGGGCUCUACCUCUGCAACGACAACCCCCACGCCAUCAGGGUGUUUUGCGCCGACAGCUUCGACCGGUUCGCCAAGAUUGUCGCGUACGACUGCUGCCGCGCCGACCGCUUCGUGGGCCGUGGUGGGUCGGGCCAGAUCGUCACCGACCAGGGCUACAGGGUCGUCGUCGCCUACGCAAACUGUCGGCACGGCCGCGACGACGACGUGCCCGGAACUGGUGGGGAAAACCCAAACGGAGCGUGCAGGCCCGGCACCCCUAUGGGCGGGCCGUGCGACCCUGGUUCUGAGAGGAACUGCGCGAGGCGGAAGAAGCUUUCGAGCCGGUUCGUGGGGGGCUAUUAUUGGCAGGGUGACAGCGCUUGA